This is a messenger RNA of Cyclopterus lumpus (lumpfish), 5695 nucleotides long. It is a transcript of the gene neo1a, whose product is annotated as neogenin 1a. NCBI's taxonomy places the organism in Eukaryota, Metazoa, Chordata, Actinopteri, Perciformes, Cyclopteridae. Gene Ontology annotation, biological process: cell-cell adhesion. The record is from RefSeq and is a predicted model, not a curated record. Gene Ontology annotation, cellular component: membrane. The transcript has 28 exons. Gene Ontology annotation, molecular function: protein binding. Bases 184 to 4485 code for a protein of 1433 amino acids.
UUUUCUUCUCCUCUCUCUCUCUCUCUCUCUCUCUCUCUCUCCGCUUGUGCAUUUUGCAGGAGGUGGCCGGGGAUUUUAAGGAUUUUCUUCUCCUUUUUUGUUGUGUGUAUAUAUAUAUAUUUUUGGGUGGUGAAGCUACUCCGGGGUUCCUGAAAGCCUGCAACGAUUCAUUUGUGAAAAGUGAUGGCCGAGCGGGGAGCUCUGCCGCUCCUCUCCCUCCUCUGUCUCACCUUUCUCUACACGGAGACCGCCGCGGCAAAGCAUGUCGACAAAGGUUCAGCAGCGCAGCCCUUCAACCCCUUCUGGUUCACGGUGGAGCCUCAGGACACGCUGGCGGUCCGGGGCAACUCGGCGCUGCUCAACUGCUCGGCCCACAGCGACGCGGCGACGCCGGCGCGCGUCGAGUGGAAGAAAGACGGCACCUUCAUGAGCCUGGAUUCGGACGAGAGGCGGAACGUGCUCCCCGACGGCUCGCUGUUCUUCGCCCACGUGGUCCACUCCAAGCACAACAAGCCCGACGAGGGCACCUACCAGUGCGUCGCCACCAUCGACAACGUCGGGUCCAUUUCCAGCCAGACGGCCCGUCUCUCCGUGGCCGGGAUGCCGAGGUUCACCAGCCAGCCGUCGCCGGCCGCCGUGCAUCUUGGGAACAACCAGGUGAUGGCGUGCGAGGUCAACUCGGACCUGGUGCCCUUCACCAGGUGGGAGAAAGACCGCCUGCCGCUGGAGCCGAGCGCCAGGCUGGUCCAGCUGCCCAGCGGCGCCCUGGUGAUCACCAACGCCACGGAGGCCGACGCCGGCCUUUACCGCUGUCUGGUGGAAAAUGUGGGGUCGUCCAAGGCCAGUGACGAGGCCCAGCUCCAAGUGCUGCCAGAAACCGGAGAAGACAGGAAGCCGGAGCUCCUGGUGCAGCCCGCGUCGGUGACCAAGGCGGUGGGCGCCGGCGUGCUGCUGCCCUGCCUUGUCAGCGGGUUCCCCGUGCCGCACGUUCGCUGGAUGUUUGGAGACAAGCUGCUCCAAGAAAGCGAGGGUCGAGUGGAGCUGCUGGGAGGAGGCAGCGUCCAGAUCUCCAAUCUCACGGAGGAGGACGCCGGCGUCUACACCUGCAUGGCGGACGCCGCCAACGCAACCGUCGAAGCCCAGGCCCAACUCUCCAUACAAGUUCCUCCCCAGUUCGCCAAGCGGCCGGACAACGUUUACGCCUACGAGUCCAUGGACAUCGUCUUUGAGUGCGAGGUGUCGGGGUCACCGGCGCCCACCGUCAAAUGGGUCAAGAACGGAGACGCCGUCAUCCCCAGCGACUACUUCAAGAUAAUCAAGGAGCACAACCUGCAGGUUCUGGGUCUGGUGAAGUCGGAUGAGGGUUUCUAUCAGUGCCUCGCGGAGAACGACGCAGGCAACAUCCAGUCAAGCGCCCAGCUCAUCAUCUUAGAUCACGGCUCCGGAGGCGUAGCGGGUCCGGCGGGGCCCACCCCCUCCGCCCCCAGGGACGUCGUGGCUUCCCUGGUGUCCACCCGUUUCAUCAAGCUGACCUGGCGCCCGCCAGCCGAACCCCACGGAGACGAGUUAACCUACUCGGUGUUCUACAGCCAGGAGGGAACCAGCAGGGAGCGAGUAGUGAAUACCAGCCGUCCAGGGGAGAUGCAGGUCACCAUCCAGAACCUCAUGCCAGACACCAAAUAUCGCUUCAGGGUCGUGGCCCACAACAGCAACGGCCAGGGAGAGAGCUCUGCAGCGCUCAAAGUGGCCACCCAGGCUGAAGUGCAAGUGCCCGGCCCCGCUCCCAACCUGCAGGCGGUGUCCAACGCGCCGACCUCCGUCUCUCUGAGCUGGGACAAACCGCUCACGGGCAACGGGGAGAUGCUCACCUACAAGCUGUACUACACCGACAAAAGCUACGGCGACGAACAGGACGUCGACGUCGAUAUUCAGUCCUACACGCUGACCGGGCUGAAGAAGAACAACGAGUACAGCUUCCGCGUGGUGGCCAACAACAAGCACGGCCCGGGCGUCUCCACUGAUGACAUCACUGUUCGCACGUUGUCCGACGUACCAAGUGCUCCUCCUCAGAACCUCACCCUGGAGGUCCAGAACUCAAAGGGCAUCAUGCUCCGGUGGCAGCCCCCGCCCCUUAACGGCCAGAAUGGGGAGAUCACCGGCUACAAGAUCCGAUACCGGAAAGGCUCCCGGAGGAGCGAAGCAGCCGAGACCACCGGAGGCACCCAGCUCGUCAAGCUCAUCGACGGUCUGGAGCGCGGCACCGAGUACUCCUUCCGGGUGUCGGCCAUGACGGUGAACGGCACCGGACCGGCCACCGAGUGGACCGCGACGGAGACCUUCGAGAGCGACCUGGAUGAAUCGCGCGUACCGGACCAGCCCAGCUCCCUUCAUGUCCGGCCGCUGGUCAACAGCAUCGUGGUGAGCUGGACGCCGCCGGAGAACCAGGACAUCGUGGUGCGCGGGUACACCAUCGGCUACGGCAUCGGCAGUCCGCACGCUCAGACCAUCAAAGUGGACUACAAGCAGCGCUACUACACCAUCGAGAACCUCGACCCCAGCUCCCACUAUGUGAUCACCCUGAAGGCCUUCAACAACGUGGGCGAGGGGAUUCCCGUGUACGAGAGCGCCAUCACCAGGCCGCAGUCCGUACCAGACCCCUCCCCAAUGAUGCCACCCGUGGGCGUUCAGGCCUCCGUGCUGAGCCACGACACCAUCAAGGUGACCUGGGCCGACAACUCGCUGCCCAAGAACCAAAAGAUCACAGAUAACCGGUUCUACACGGUCCGCUGGAAGACCAACAUCCCCGCCAACACUAAAGUGAAGAUGGCCAACACCACCAGCCUGAACCACGUGGUGAUCGGCCUGAAGCCCAACACGCUCUACGAGUUCUCCGUCAUGGUGACCAAAGGGCGCCGCACCAGCACGUGGAGCAUGACUGCACAGGGCACCACCUUUGAGACCAUUCCCAGCUCCUCCCCGAAGGACGUGACCGUGGUGAGCAAAGAGAACAAGCCUCGCACCAUCAUAGUCAACUGGCAGCCUCCGUCGGAGGCCAACGGGAAGAUCACCGGCUACAUCAUCUACUACAGUACAGAUGUAAACGCCGAGGUCCACGACUGGGUCAUCGAACCCGUGGUGGGCAACCGCCUGACCCACCAGAUCCAGGAGCUGACGCUGGACACCACCUACUACUUCAAGAUCCAGGCCCGAAACUCCAAGGGCAUGGGCCCCAUGUCUGAGGCCGUUCACUUCCGCACCCCGAAGACCUCAAAUCUCCCACCGAAGCCGGGGCCUUCGGGCAACCAGCAUCCACACGACCCCAGAACUGCAGUCGGCGUGGGAGGCAACAGCGAAGGUCACAUCCUGGUCAUCGUCAUCAUCAUCUCAGUGGGAGCCUUCACCAUCAUCGUGGUGGUGGUCGGGGCCUUCCUGUGCACGCGGCGCACCACGUCCCACCAGAAAAAAAAGCGAGCCGCCUCGAAGUCCUCGAACGGCUCCCACAAAUACAAGGGGAACUCCAAAGACCUGAAGCCCCCUGAUCUUUGGAUUCACCACGAGAGGCUGGAGCUGAAACCCAUGGACAAGUCGCCGGAUCCCAACCCGGUCAUGACGGAAACGCCCAUCCCCCGCACCUCGCAGGACAUCACGCCGGCUGACGGCGGCCUGGACAGCAACCCCCACCUGCAGCAGCGGCGCAACUCCUACCGCGGCCACGAGUCAGAGGACAGCAUGUCGACACUAGCAGGCCGACGAGGGAUGAGGCCUAAAAUGAUGAUGCCUUUUGACGCUCAGCCUCCUCAGCCUGUGAUUAGUGCUCACCCCAUCCAUUCCCUUGAUAACCAUCACCACCAUUAUCACAUGGGCAGCCUGGCGUCGCCGACACGCAGCUACCUCUACCACCAGGGCGGGGGGCACCCCCGCCCGCACGCCUGUGCCACCCCCAUCUCCCAUCUAGACAGGGUGGACUCCACAGAGUCGGUGAGGAAUACCCCCAUUUCGGAGCCCCUCCCUCCAGCCGCCGCCUCCUCCCAGGCCUCCUGCCCCUCGGAGAUCAUGGCCGACCCCGAGGGCAGCUACCACGGCUCCACCACCACCGAGGAGGAGGCCAGCUACUCCAGCAACCUGCCCCCCCACCGCUCGGCCCACCCGCACGCCCACGCCCACCCGCUCAAGAGCUUCGGCGUGCCCACCAUCCCGACCACCAGCCACCCGACGUUCGAGUCGCCGGCCCUGCCCAGCACCCCCCUGCUCGCUCAGACCGGGCCUCCUACUCACCCCCAUGUUGUUAAAACAGCCUCUAUCGGAACACUAGGAAGGACUCGAAACCCGCUGGUCGUCACGGUGCCCAACGCCCCCGAUGUGCCGGAGACCAGCAAGAUGCUGGAAGACGUCGACAGCAGCUACGAGCCCGACGAGCUGACCGAGGAGAUGGCCCACCUCGAGGGCCUCAUGAAGGACCUGAACGCCAUCACCACAGCGCCAUGAGCAUGCACACACACACACACACACACACCUACACCUACACGGAGACACACACACACUCUCACUGUCAUCCACACGCACACGCAGAAAGACGCACACUCUAAAGUCAAACAAACACGCCCAAACAUGAACCUUGGGAGGCUGGUGGACACAAAAUGGCGUCUUGUGCCCAAGGAAAAAACUCUCACUUUGUCCCCCUCUGCAGAGGAAAAAAACAAACAGAACAACAAAAACAAACUCCAGACUUCGGGGAACCCUUUUUAUUUUUAUUUUUUUUUCAGCUUCCCUCGCUCAGUCUCAGGAAGGAGAGGGAAGGAAGAAGUGACGCGCUUCAUCUUUUUUUAUGAGGAACCGUUUCUCAGAGACAAUGAAACUUCAAAAAACAUUCGGGGUCGCUUUCAACCGGAAGAUUGUGAGUUCUCUCCUCGGCAAGAAGACGACGGCGUGCCGGUCGGGCGUUUCUGUUUUUUUAUGUUUUCACGUCGAGUCAAAAAGGAGAAAGUCCAAAAAAGAUGCUGGUUUUGAUGUCGGCGCCUCCACGGUGUUUGUUUUGAUUAAUGUUUCCUUUGUGCAUUGUGUAUAUCUAUUGGGCCGUUUCAGUGAAGUGAACAUUGGAAAUCAGCCCCCGUCCCCCACCCCACCUUUUACAAGCCGACGUUAUUCAUAAACGUUGUUUUUACCCCCCUUGUGUCUUAUAUUGUGCCAUGACUUUUUAUUAUUUUUUUGUAUGUUAUUGUAUUUUUGUACACACAUAUCCUUAUAAACAUGUACAUAUGUUGUAUGUGUGCUUUUUUUCCCUUUUUUUUUUUCUCUUAAACUGCCUCAUUCUUUUGAUGUUUCCCAUUUGUUUCUUUUUAAUUUUUUGGGGGGGGGGCGGAGGAUUGAAAGUGGGAUUCCAAGAGAGUCCUGAAGCUCAGUUUUCAUAUUAAAAAAAGGGGAGAGAGAAGCCUGAUGUGUUUUCCUGUACAUUCUUCUCUGGCUUCGAGUCGCCCCCUUUGUACAUUAAAUCAUCUUUCUCAGUCUUCUGUUUGUCGUGGGAGCUCCGUUUCAAAAAGCCUCACCAACGUGUAUGUAUGCGGGGAAACAUCCAAUAAUACGAGCUUCUCUGUCGUCCUGUGGGACUUGGCAGUCUCUCCUCACAGGUCAGGGGGCACCUAAAGGACUCAGGGCGCUGACACUCACAUGGCACCCACCCAGUCAAUCAAUCAAUCAA